GGGGUCUAGCUCCAGGCCCCCUUCAAAAGUUUUUCAACUUGACCAGAAAGCCCCCAGGGAUCUGCUUCCUCUUCUUGGAACAUAGAUACCUAGACCUAACUCUGAGUUACUUGGAGACCCAGGCGUCCGGGCCCCUAACAACAACUUCAGAACCUUUGACCAAAUAAGGGCAAAGUUGCUUCUCCUGCUUUGCCCGCCCCCUCCCUUCCCCUCUUCGCUUCUGCUUUUCCUGAAGGAGACUUUUGAGCAUCCAAAGGCUCCCCACUCCAUUCCACUCCACUCUCUUCACUAACUUUUGACCCCCUUUAUUUCCUGGCUUUGCUUUCCCUCUCAAACGAGAUCUAAGUUUCCAGAGCCAUUCUGUAGGUUUGAGGAUCGUGAUCUUUUCUGCACUAACUUCCAACAGUCCUAAGAAGAGCUCAUAUUUCAUGGAUGUGUACAAAGCACGUAACAUACACAUUUUUCCUCUUCAGGGCGGUUCUAGCUCCCCUGAGAAGUGGAAUGCAGCCAGCUGAGGUUGGUGUCCUGGUUGGCAAAGACCGGGCAAGCUUUUUCGUGAAUGGGCUGACACUUGGGGGCCAGAAAUGUUCUGUGAUCCGGGACUCGCUGCUGCAAGAUGGGGAAUUUACCAUGGAUCUUCGUACCAAGAGCACCGGCGGAUCCCCCACCUUCAACGUCACUGUCACCAUGACUGCCAAGACGCUAGUCCUGCUGAUGGGCAAAGAAGGUGUCCACGGUGGUACAGUCAACAAGAAAUGUUAUGAAAUUGCCUCCCACCUGCGGCGUUCCCAGUACUGACCUCAUCUUUCCUUCCCCACCCCACUCCCCACUGCUUUUGCACCCUUCUCCUUCCCAUACACACACAUACACCAUUUUUAUUUUUUUGGGCCAUUACCCCACACCCCUUAUUGCUGCCAAAA
Molecule: messenger RNA, 920 nt
Organism: Rhinolophus ferrumequinum (greater horseshoe bat)
Lineage: Eukaryota; Metazoa; Chordata; Mammalia; Chiroptera; Rhinolophidae
Gene: PFN1
Product: profilin 1
Exons: 3
Coding region: 433-798 (121 amino acids)
Biological process (GO): actin cytoskeleton organization; positive regulation of actin filament bundle assembly; regulation of actin filament polymerization
Cellular component (GO): cytoplasm
Molecular function (GO): actin binding
Source: RefSeq, a predicted model, not a curated record